Molecule: messenger RNA, 945 nt
Organism: Cyprinodon tularosa
Lineage: Eukaryota; Metazoa; Chordata; Actinopteri; Cyprinodontiformes; Cyprinodontidae
Exons: 7
Coding region: 25-945 (306 amino acids)
Biological process (GO): positive regulation of ERK1 and ERK2 cascade; T cell activation; interleukin-15-mediated signaling pathway
Cellular component (GO): membrane raft; external side of plasma membrane
Molecular function (GO): protein tyrosine kinase binding; MHC class II protein binding
Source: RefSeq, a predicted model, not a curated record
UUGGUCCGAUACAGAGGGAUUAAAAUGUAUUUACUCCUGAUACUGAUCAUUACAUCUACAGUAACCCCAGGAAAUACUGAAUCUGUCUUCAUUGUCAGUGAUGGUGAUGAUGUCACUUUGCCUUGUGAAAAUUUGAUUGAUGGUCAGAAGAACUGUGACAGAACCACUUGGAGCUUCAUCAGGUCCAUGCUAAAAGUGACAUUGUUUGAAGAUGGUCAGUUAAAUGAAAAAAAAAAAUCAGGGGGACUGAAUGUUACUGCCAACUGUUCUCUAGUGAUAAAGAAUGUCACUAUUAAGGACGUUGGUCGGUACGUCUGCCGACAGUUAACUGCAGGAAAAGGAGAGAACUCUUCUGUUCUCCUGUCUGUUUUUAAAAUGACUGAACAGAAGAGCAAUGAUUCAGUUGUCUUAAACUGUUCUGUGGUGGACUAUAACUACCAUAGACACAAAGUGGAGUGGCUGUAUGAGGGGGAAGGAAACAUAUCCUCACAUAACCAUCAAUCAAUACCAGCUUUUCAUUCUUUUGUGGCACUGACUGCUCCUUUUCAUCAAAACUCACCACUUUAUCGAUCUAAAUGUAAAGUUACAAAUAUUGAUACUGGAAAAAUUCAGCUGUUCACCUUUGGCCACCAGUCAAAAGUUCAGACCACAGGUUUGCACUGGUGGCCAAUUGUUGUUUCUGUCGCUUCAACAAGCAUCUUAAUAUUCAUUGUGAUGUUCAUCAAAUGGAAGAAAACUAAAGAAUGUAUGAAUAGGAGUAAAGGGGACACGGAACCAAACUUGAAGAGACUGCCUGAAGAGACAAUUUUGGGUCCAGAACCCACAGAGGAUAUGGUCAGUUGCACUGUUACCUACAGCACUGCAGACCUUUCCUCCACUAAAGAUUCUGGUAAUCAAGACGUUGUCUACUCCACAGUGAAACUUAAGGGGGAACAUUUGACUUAG